This is a messenger RNA of Capsella rubella, 1131 nucleotides long. RefSeq names its product F-box protein At5g25290. NCBI's taxonomy places the organism in Eukaryota, Viridiplantae, Streptophyta, Magnoliopsida, Brassicales, Brassicaceae. The record is from RefSeq and is a predicted model, not a curated record. Gene Ontology annotation, molecular function: protein binding.
AUGGAGACUCCUAAUUCUAGCCUUUGGUCGGAGCUUCCUAUGGACAUAUUAAGAUCUGUGUUCAAACGUUUAACUUUUAUCGAUUUCCACCGCGCUAAGAUCGUGUCUUCGAAUUGGUAUUCGUGUUCGAAACAAACGUUGCCUAAAAAAAACAGAUCACCAUGGCUGAUUCUGUUUCCAGAGAAUGAUGUUUGUGCUCUAUAUAACCCUGAUGAAGCUAGGGUUUACAAAACGAAAAGAGACUUUUCAGGGAUCCGGUUCUUGGCAAAUUCAGGUAACUGGUUCUUGGUUCUUGAUUCUAAAUCCAAUCUCUAUAUCAUAGAUUUGUUUAGCGAGAGAAAGAUCCAUCUCCCACCUCUAGAGUCAAUGAAGAGUGGUCACUAUAGUCUUGAACGAGUAGGAGAUAAUGACUUCAAGAAUGCGAAAGAUCUAAGAGGUCUUUUGUGGGUAAAUGAUAAAAAAGAAGAAGAGUACAUUGUUGUGUGGUACGUUGACAUCAAGUACAUAGCCGUUUGCAAGAACGGGGAAGAUCAUUACCGUAGCAUUCCAAGACGCUUGGUGUCAAUAGUCGAAUCUGAUACAAUACUCCAAGGUGGUGGUGAUAGUCUUUACCUAUCAUUGAACAGUCCAUUCAUUCAAAAACUGGAUUUGUCUAGACAAGAAGGUUUCAAAGAAUUGACCGAGAAUGAUGUUACCAUAAUGCCAUUUUAUUCCCCAUGUCGUCAUGGUGAUUAUUAUGAUACAACAUUUAGAAAUAAGAUUGUUGUUACAACAUCAGGAGAGCUUUUGUUAGUGGUGAUCAUCUUUUACGAAGCAACAAGGCAUAGAGUCUUCCAUUUGUACAAAAAGGAUCAUUCUAGUACUAACUCGAGUUCGCUUGUUAAGGUACAUUCUCUAGGUGAUGAGGCCUUGAUUCUAGAUUUGGGUAUCACCGUUCCUGCUUACCAUACUCUUGGUAUCGAACCAAACUCCAUUUAUUUCACCCGUUGUGACCGUGCUUGUAAAGGUAGCUUGGAACCUUCAUACCUGGACAUAUGUGUGUUUAACCUUGUAACAAAGAGGAGCAAACGCUUCCCUGGUCUCUCCAACAUUAGGCUCACAGAUGCUUGGUGGUUUCUCCCGUCAUCAUGA